AUGAAUGCAAACCAACCAAAGAAAAAGGAAUUUAAACCAGUCAUUAUCUUCCAUAAUGGAUAUGAUUCAAUCAAUAACCAAGAAUACGCAAUACGCGUAAAAGAAAUGUUAUCAACAAAUUGCCGGUGGUGGUUGUCAAGCACAAAAACAUUUGUGGAUGAAAAACAACAAAAUAGUUACAAUCCACAAUCAUUGCCUUCGCCGCCUAGAUCUGAUUCGAUGGAUCAAUCACCAGAAAGUCCUCCCGCUUCAAAGCCAUUGAAACGAAAAAGAGGCAAUCUUCCCAAACAGACAACAGCGCUCCUGAAGAGCUGGCUAGCCGACCACAAAAAGCAUCCUUAUCCAACCGAGGAUCAAAAAUUAUAUUUAGUGCGUGAGACUGGCCUAACUCUCCAACAAAUUUCAAAUUGGUUUAUAAACGCGCGAAGAAGACAUUUGCCACUUUUACUAGAAAAUGAUUUCGCCAAUGGUCAACCAAUGAGAAAUAGUCAUGGAUAUCCACCAUAUGCUGAGAUACCAUCGGAUCAUUCAG
Ambispora leptoticha is the source of this 532-nucleotide messenger RNA. The record is from the annotation of a GenBank genome assembly. Lineage: Eukaryota; Fungi; Glomeromycota; Glomeromycetes; Archaeosporales; Ambisporaceae.